Molecule: messenger RNA, 9720 nt
Organism: Mytilus californianus (California mussel)
Lineage: Eukaryota; Metazoa; Mollusca; Bivalvia; Mytilida; Mytilidae
Product: protein sprint-like
Exons: 18
Coding region: 2362-6345 (1327 amino acids)
Biological process (GO): signal transduction; vesicle-mediated transport
Cellular component (GO): endocytic vesicle; cytosol
Molecular function (GO): small GTPase binding; guanyl-nucleotide exchange factor activity
Source: RefSeq, a predicted model, not a curated record
ACAAAAUAUUAAUGAUUUAGAACAAAAAACUAGUCACAUGAUUAUUACGUUUACAAAGAAAACAAAACAUGAAAAUUUAGAAGAAGGAUUUGAAAAAUAGGAUUCAGUAACAUUGCUCAAACUUGUUAAUCGACCUCCAUCUUGGUCCUUACAUCUCUAACAUCUUAAUAAGACAACUUGUCAAAAGUUUUAAAUGAUUGAUUCAUGUUUGAUAUGCUGUAUAUAUUAACCUCUUUUCCUGGAAAAAGUAAAUAGAUAGUUGCUGCUUUAUGUCUCAUUUAAAGCCUUAAGUUGAUCUGCUUUGACAAGAAUGAUCAAGAAUGUCUCUUAACAAGACGUUUGACAGGAAGAUUUUUGGGGGGUUUUGUUUGAUUUGAUAACUAUUUGCCAUGCAAUGUAGAUUUUUUUCUGCCAUUUAUAAAAAGUUUACUCCAUUAAAAAAUCCCUUGUAAAAUAGAAAAUAAAAGAAAGAGUUAAAAUUUCUCUUCAAUAUUGAUUGAUGCGGACCUGUGCUUGUUAAAAUAAAUCAGUUUUUUCAGUUUUAUGAUAAUCUAUGAAACUUGUCGUUAAAUAUUGGAUUGAUUGAAAAUUACUAAGAAUGUAUCUGUAAAAUAGUUUUGGGAAACUUAUUCUUAGUACCAGCAAUGAAUUAGUACCAAAUGAUUUAGAGCUUUCUAUAUGAUGUGGAUACCUGUCUUUCAUUGGUGACAUGAUGGUUACCUCUAGAUAUAUACUGUGGAUUCAUUUAUUUUCGUUGAUACCAAUUUUCGUGGAUGGAGGAAAAUCGUUUAUUUGUGGAUAUUUGAUUUUGUGGAUUUACCAAACUCUAUGUAAUAGCUUAUAGAAAAUUUAAACAUUAUUCAAGCUUUGAAUUCGUGGUUAACCUUUGACCAUGAAAUCCCGGAAAAUUGGUACCUCGUGAAUAAUAAAGAAUCUACAGUAUUUUCAAUGAGUUGUUGGAUUUUUUUCUGAUUGACUGAGAGCGUGAGUUCAAACCCAACUUGAGACAGGUUUAUUUGACUCUGAUCUUAGUAGUCUAUAAUUGACAGUUUUCCUGUCAAAGGGCGUGUUUUUUUUCCGGGUACUCUGCUUCCUCCACCAAUAAAAAAUUGCUGCUGUGAUAUAGCCUAGAGUGAUGAAAUUGAUCAAUCAUCAUCUUAUUGACAGCAGACACCAUCCAGUUGAAAGAGGCAGAACAAAUCAUAUCGCAUUAGAAUUAAGGAAUAAUAAUUCAAUAUUUAAUCAUGUUCACUUUUCUUCCAUAUUUUACAUAAUUUUCUUUUCAUUGUUUAGCAUACAAAAAUUAAAAAAAUCACCUUGCUUCUCCUAAAAUUUGUCAAAAGUUGUGUUAAAUUUGGUUGUAAGAAUUAUUUUUGUAUGAAAUGAACACCUGUGCUGUUGCUUUGACUUAGGCUCUCUAUUUAGUCUUUUCAAUUUUUCCAUGUGAAUAGUUAUUAUCAGUGUCCACUUUUCACACAUCAACAUCAAAAUGACCAGGGGUUAAGGUGGUUGAUUUAUUUCAAGGUAUAAAGGUCACUGUGGCUUUGUCCACAGGCACUUUUUUCAUCUAUCAAGUCUUAUGUACAGAUAUCUUAGCUUUUUUGUCAGGCUUGAUUUUCAGAUUUUUGUCAGUUAAAUGAACUAAGUCUAAAACAUUUGAAGCAAUGACUGUGCUGUACGUUGUACCCAUCUUUUAAAACCCCUUCUAAGGAGGAACAGUUCUAAAGAGAAUAAAGUUUUAUUUUUCAUUGUAUCAAUAUUUUUUAAAUCAAACCCUCACCAAAAAGAAAUUCUUUUACAAAAUCACAAGUUCUGUGUUGGAAGUUGGAGGGCAAAAUGAGAAUGGGUUGUACUAUAGUGGUAAAAUAACUUAAUUUAGGAUUAUGAUUUAAAAAAUAUUGCGUACAAUAGUUUUGCUUUAAUCAUCAUGAUCCAACACGACAUAUAAGGAUCUAAAUGUUGUCCAAACUCAUUACAGUAACUCUUGAGGAAAUUUGUACUUCUAAAUUUAUAUAAGUUGUUGAACCUUACGUGAUUACGACCAUUAAACUACAUAAUCAUUUGUUCAUGAUGCAUACAUAAAAUCUAUUGGUUUCAUAAAUAGGUAGGUCCUUUUAUCUGACGAAUAAUACAAAACUGAUCAUUUUCAUCCUUUAGGAUACAAAAUUUAAAUCAUUGAUUCUGAAUCAUGUAGUAUCAAUACCACUCAAAAUUAAAACACAAUCGGUACUUGGCGACCUUCACUCGUCAGUCUGUCUAUCCCGAGGGAGACAGAAUAUUUCUGUGGUUGUACACAAUAUUUUAUUGGAUUAAUAUAGGUGUGAUGUUUUGACAGAAGGUGUAUUAUGUACUUAGUUACAUAUGCUGAAUAAUAUAGCCAGUGACCUUGAUCUGCUGCUGAAUGACCUUUGCCAUAUAUAUCCAUAUCCUGUGACAGCAGAAAGAAAGUUUACAACAUUUGGUAAGGGACAGACAUAUACAGAUAAUAGUCCUGGCUUUGGUGAAGACAGUGCAUUUGGAACUCUGGCCUCCACAGACAGCUAUAACUGUGAACAAAAACCCAGGAGUGAUUCUGUUCAGUCAGGUCAUCUGGAUGUCUUUAGUCUGGAUCACUCACCCAAAGUAUUAGAAAUUCCCUCCUAUCCAGAUAAUGGCAGUGAUCCUUUGUCAGACUCUGAUCAUCGUCCAAUCAACUUCUUAGAGAGGCUGUCAAAAACACACCCAAUAUGGUUCCUCUCAGAAAUUGGCAGAUCUGGAGCAGUCCAUUUACUGAAGGACAGGGAAAUUGGGACAUUUAUAAUCCGGAACUCCAGCCAACCUAACACCUAUGCUUUGUCUGCUCAGUUUCCGACGAGAAGUGGUGCUAAUGUUGAUCACUAUCUGAUUGAGAACAUUAGAGAUGGCUACAGGGUUCAGGGGUCAAGCCACAUAUUUUCUGAUCUCACAAAAUUGGUUGCAUUUUAUCAUGAAAAUUUAGAAGAAUUACCUCAUAGACUAGUGCUGCCACCUACAAUAAGAAGAGCAAAAACUCUUCAGGAAUUAACAUCAUUAUCCUUAUUAGGACAAGAUUUUUGGACAUCAUACAGAUUUGACAAAGGAUCCAAUUUAUCACUGUCUUUCCAAGGAUCUAAUAAUUCAUUAUCUACUCCAACAAAAAGUGAACCUUUACAUAAAUCAAGAAGUGAACCAAUUAAUAUCACAAGUGCUAAACAUUAUAAGAAACAAAAACUAGGUCAUUCUUUAUCAACACAGUGUUUUAAAGAACCACUAUCAAGCCAGUCUGAAGAAAGCUUGACAGGUAGUCAUACUAAUAUUCACCAGAAAUCAUCACCCAUAAGGUUUCAUCUAAAUCGGGAUGGCACAGUUGUGUCAUCUCCCAACAUUCAUCAUUCAGUAUUAGGACGGAGAAAAACAUCUGAAGGCAGUAUAUGUGAAAAGUGUCAGUCAAAUAAACGUAUGGAUGAUAAUUGGUCAUCAGGAAAUUCCAGUGAUGGAAUUAAUUCUAAAACCCAUCCUCGUGCUUCAAAACAGAAAUCAAACUUAUAUUUUACAACUUCCUUAGAUUUGCUAAAUAUCCCAGAUAAUCAGUAUUUUAAAAGUAGUUUAUCAGAUAAAAUGAGUGAUUAUGAAGACGUUUGGCGGUCAUCAUCUUGCGCUACUCCUAUCUCUUCUGUUCAAGGUAAAACAAAACGGCAUAAGUGUAAAAGAAGGAAUCCUUAUCCUAAAGUAGCUGAAAAAUCAACAGUAACAUCACCUACUCUUUUAAACAAUGCAAUCAGUGUUAUACGAUCAGAAAAUAAAAUUCAGACUUCUAUUCAAAACAACUUGCAUACAGAUGCAGGAGUUCAAACAACUCAUUCAGGUUCAAUUUCCUCUCAAAGAAAACUUAGGAAAUCUGUAUCGCUAGAUAUUCAAAAUACUCAAGAUAAACUAGGAGAAUCAUUUAGAUCAGACAAAAUGGUUAGUGCUACAAUAUCUGCUACAAUAUCAACUCAAACAAGCCCAGUUAAAGUUAUCUGUAAACCAAAACCUCUGAAAAAUAUUGAGGAUAAAGGAUCUGGUGCAUCUAGUAGUUCUAAAUCUGGUAUCAAAAGUCCUGUUUAUGCAGAACCAUUUGAUGCAUUAGAAGCCAAUGAAACUGAGCAUGUUAAUCUUGUUCGCAUAAGGAGACGAUCAGCUCCAUCUAUGGGACUUAGUGGAAGAAAAGCAAAAGGUGUUUCACAGGGUCCUAAUUUAGAGACUAUUAUGUCCCCUGGUUAUGAAAGUCAGGAAAACUACGAUUUUGAAUAUAAUUUAAAUAAUGGUGCUAAUCUGAAUGAUUCAGAAGUUCUGGAAAGAAUUCCUGUCCCGAUGAGACGAUCUCAUAGUAUGAAGGAGAGAUCAAGCCAGAAUGCUGAUAACAACAUGACAGUUCUUGACAGAGAAAGCAUUAAACAUGUGGCUAGUGAACUAGAAAAAUUACAUAUAGCUAAAGGAUCAAAUGUGAAUAAACUGAAAAGUGGAUAUGGUCAAUUUCAGGAGGAUUCUAUGUUUGAUGAUUGUGAUGAGCAAGAACAAGUAACUCCUACUUUGAGUAGGUUUCCUGUUUAUCGACCAUCUAAAUUAAAUGAUGCCUCAAGACAUUCUAUGUUCUCAGAAUUAUCAACAGUGGAAGAUCUAAUAUCCAGUGUGAAUCCUCAAUUAACAGUGAAACCUUUACAACAAAUUCCGACAAUUAUUUACAGCGGUGCUAUGUCAGAAUAUGAUAAUCUUACAAGUCACUAUGCACCAGUAUCAACAAGGUCUAAUGCAGAAACUGAAUUCUGUGCACCAUGGGACAAAACCUUUUAUGGUUCUCUUUUAAAUUGUGACCCUAAAUCAGUACCACAGAUGGACCUUCAUUCACGAAUUUUAGCCUGGCAAAAGGAUACUCUUCACAUAGAUCAGAGAUCUCCUGGUGAUCGCAGUAGUUGUCACUCAGAUUCCACUCUUGUUGGUGAUUCAGACGAGGAUGUCAUAGAUACUCAUGAUUUAAUGCUCCAGCCUCCAUCUUUAGGAAGUAGUUUAGACAAUUUAACUGAUCUGGAGGAUAGAACAAAACAUCAGCAAUCAAAACAUUAUUCUUCUAAUGAUCAUAAAACCACUGGUAAAUGUGUUCAGACAGACCCUCAAGGUCCAGAUCACAGAGAUGUACAGCAACACAACAAAAAAGAAAAAAGAAAAGAAGACAGCCCGGAAUACAAGAUCAGAGAGUAUAUAUGCAGGUUGUCUCAAGACAGAAAUACAACAUUUGGUAGUACUAUAGAAAACUUUAUUCAGUGUACACUAGAAAGUCAAGAAACUAAUCCCCAUUUUGUCACUAGAAAUGUAAGACAGUUUAUGACAGGAAUAAAGAAUUAUCUCGUAAAGCAUGGAGAAGGAGAACUAGACGAAAUUAUACAGAAGGAAAGGACCAAUCUGAAUCCCAAUGAAAUAUUGAACAUAGAUGGUAUUAUAGAAAAAGCCUUGCAUGUAUGUGUACUCAGACCUCUGAAACACCAUAUAUACAGAUUGUUUGUUGAAGAAUACACAACCAAUGGAAGUUUACCAUCUUUAUCAAGGAACAUAAAAUAUGCCAGAAGUAAAACACCAGUAGAAAUAGGUCUAAGGAGUGGUGCAUCAGUUCCAAACAGUUCACAAAUGGAGACAAUCAGAUUCCAUCUUACAAAGAUGCAGAAAGCCUAUUCUCCGCUGAAGAAGCUAGAACAUCUUCUACAAGCUACACAGUGCAUUUAUCAGUGUUUGAAUGGGAAUACUGAUGAAACAAUACAAGGACCAGUGGCUGUUGGGGCAGAUGAUUUCUUGCCAAUGUUGAUCUAUGUAGUGGUACACUGUGGGAUAAUUGCAGCUGAGGUAGAGGCUGACUACAUGUGGGAUCUGAUAAAUCCAGCUGUUAUGAACACAGAAGGAGGAUAUUAUCUGACUUCAUUGAAUAGUGCUGUAUUGGUUCUGAAAAACUUUAAAGAAAUGCAGGAAGCCAAAAAUACUCAACAUGAGAGUCGUUUACCCAGUAUUAGUGACAUGCAAGGUUUUCUAAAGAUUGCCAUCCCAGAUGAACUGAGAGAUUCCAUUAUCUGGAAAACUUUACCUGUCAGACCUAAUAUGAAUACUCGAGAUGUUUGUUCCAUGAUUGCUCACAAAUUCAAAAUAACAAACCCUCAGGAUUACGGUUUUUAUUACAUAGUGAGGGGAAUAGAAACAAAACUGAAUGAUAGUCAUUGUCCUCAAGUUGUGAAAUCAGAAAUCAUGUCAAAGAAUCAAGAUUGUGUAUUUGCCUACAAGAGAACAGCAUCAAAUAUUGCAUGGCCACUAUCUGUGAAGAAGUAGACAGCCAGUAUUACAUGUGUGGUCUUUCUUGUAAUUAUCAGCAUAGUAUUAACCUUAAUGCCUGUUAUCUUUCUUACAUGAUACAGUCUUAAGAAAAGAUUGAUCAGUAUUGCCAGUGAAAUAAAUACUUAUUGAGUUCAUAUUGGGCUUUUUCUGGGGAAAAAAAGGUUGUUUUGUUUUAGAUUUUAUAUUUAUUUUCUGUUUAUUGUUGUAGGUUACUACAUUUUAGUAAACCAAAAAUCAAAACUAGUUUAGUUUCUUCAGAUUAUUGUCUUGGUUGUGAAAAAGGCAUUUUUCAUGCAUAAUGAUUGUUAAUUUUUAGACUACAAGCAAAGUGCUGUUGUUUCAUUAUAAUUUUGUACUGUGAUUUUAUAACUUGGAAGUUAAAUGAAAGGUACAUGCUUAAUCAAGUUCAUGCUUUUGAGUAAGAAAACUUAACUGUUAUUAUUGAAGAGACUUUGGCCUUUCAGGAAUAUCUUAGAAUAAAAACUAUUUUCAAGUAGCAGUUUUAGUUUAUAUUUUUGCAAAUUACAAGAGAAAGGUACAAUAACAAUAUUCUUUCCAUUUAAAUGACUGAAUUUUUGUUUUAUACAAGGUUUAGAAAAGUCUUAACACCUAGUUGUCAGGCACUUAAGUAUGAAAAAGCUUGACUUUUAUAUGAAAGCUUGUCUUUGACUACACAGCAGCAACCUUUCUCUAGCAAUAGGGACACUUUUUUUAGUUAAACAGUAUAAAGAAGGGCUUGAAAAAUUGUUUUGGACCAUUGUUAUUCUGAAAAGUCCAAGCUUUUAUUAAGCACAAUAAUAAACAGAACAAAAAUAUAAAAAUGCUCCCUAUUACUUUGACAUUACAUUUGAGCCUGUAUUGCAAUAAUCUGCACUGGUUUUAUCUUUAGUUGAAGUUAUAGAGAAGUUUUAUAUACACAUAUCCUUCAUUUUUUAAAUUAGAUUAUUUGUUACAAUUUUCCUAAAGGAUAGAAGUACAGACAAUAUAUUAUUUUUACUGGGCAUUUUUUAUAUAACAAAAUUGUGUUUAUUUGCUGUUUAUUCAUUCAAAUUGUAAUGUUUUGCAAGGUUGUAUUGACCAGUCUAAGAAAAGCAGAUUUUAGUCAAUUAUUUGUAUUGACAAUCUAAUUCAAAGGAAAGCUUAGGUAAAACUGAAAUUUUAAAUUUCUACUUUAUAAAUGUGUAAUUUAUGCCAUGAUCAACAGAUACAGAUUAGAUAUGCCCCUGUUAAUAUUAAUUCAGUCAUUUUAACAUCAUAUUUAGGAAUAUAUAAAGGUAUAGGUAUAAGGGGAGAUAAUAUGGUUAUAUAAGGGAGAUAAUCAGCAUUAUGUUGGUGCUUUUGGCUUCUCAGCUUCAUGUUUCAGCAUUAUUGUGCCAUUUUAUAUGUUGUGCCAUACCAAGUGUAAAUAGACCCUAUUUAAUUGUUUUAUAUAAAAAAUUUGGAUUAGAGUAAAAUGGAAUUGUUGUAUUCUACCUAAUAACAACUCUUGCUUCUUCAAGAUUAAAUGAGUGACCCCUCAUUGACUUUAUAUAAAAAAUCUUAAGAUAAAUUCAGUUGACACUUGUCCUUUUCAUUAUUCAUAAUAACCAAACAAAUCUUUAAAAACUUGAAAUGAAAGUCUGGAAAUGGUUUUUGUCAGAAGAAUAUUUCAUUUUAAGAAUUUUAAUAAGCAUAUUGCUUUAAUUGGUGCCCUUCAAAAUAACUACUACUACAGAGAUGUUUAACAAUCUUGACUACCAUGAGGGUCUCACACAUUUGUUUUAAAUAUUAAGUGUACCAUAUUUAAGUAAAUGCUUGCCAUUUUAUUAUCUCUUUCACAUCAAAAUUGUCUUUUAAUGAUUUUUCCAAUUUUCAUACCAGCAAUAUGAGUAUUUAAUUCUAGUGUUAUGUUUAUUUAGAUACAUAGAUAUCACUUCAGCAAUGAAAAAAAAAAUAGUAAUUGAUUAAAACAAACAUGAAAGUUUCCCUUGGGAAUUGCAAUAUAAGAUUUUGCAAUCUUUUACAGCAUAAUCUAUUAUUUUUUUAUAUCACUUUUUUAAUCAGCAAUCUUUUAAGCAAUAUUUAACCCAUACAAUGUAACAACUUAUUCAGACAUUUUGAUAAAUUUUUGCAGCAAAUUUAGGUUUAAAAAAUUCUGACAAGCAUUCAAAAUUUCAAAAUAUUACUAAAAAAUAGACUAAAGCAUGAUGUCUUUACAAAUUAUAUAUUUUUCCAAUUUGAAAUCUGUAAGUUAUAAUGUUAUGUGAUACAUUUAAUAGAAUAUGUUUUAUUUUGAUUUUUAAUCAUGAGGAUGACUGUUAUAUAUUGUUAUGUAUGUGAUUUUAAACUUGUCAUAUAUUUCUUAUUUUAUCCUUCUUUCACAAAAGUUUGCACUUCUUCCCUGUGUAAUGAUUAAAGACUUGUCAUGCAAACUUUUGUGAGAGGAUCCAGAUGUGUGAUUUAAUAAGUUGAAAUGUUAUGUAAUGUUGUUGCUUCAAAUCUUGUUGGUGAUGUUAUUAGUAUGAGAAGAUACCAUGUGAUGAUAUAAAAUUGUCACAUGAUAUGAAAUGUUACUGUUAGGUAUCAUGUGAUGUUAUUGUUAUAAGUUAUAAGAUGUUACAGUGAUUAUGAUAUUUAAUAGGCAAUUUUUGACUUAAUUCCUUUUCCCGGAUAUCUUAGCGAUAAAUAUAUUAUUUAUUAAGUAUUCUUCCUUCUGCCGAAUUUAAUCCAAUGAGAACAAUUAGUUUUAAAUUGGCACUGUUGGCUCUUGCUGAAUGUAGCUUGCCGUUCAUUAUAGCAAAUAUGGCUAACAAGACAAAAACUUGUAGUCAUGAAUGUGAGAUAUUUAUGAGUUAAAUUAAUCAUACCCCACAUUUACAGACCUCUAAAAUAGGUACUAUUGGGGUUAAUCAUGCUCAUUCAUGACUAGUUUUUUCUUAUAAAACCUGAAUCAUUUUGAAUUUAGAAAAAUGCCUUACUAAAAUCCCCAUAUGUCAUUUGAAUGUUGAAGUAAAAGUUAAUCAGGAUUUGUUUUGACUAUAUAACAACUAAAUUAUGUAAACAUUGCAAGAUUUUAUAAUGAUCUUUCAAAGUACCACUUAUAUUCACAAAACUAAAAGCUUAGAUGAUGGACUACCAACAAACUAAAAAUUGCCUAUUAUUUGUAUUAUGUCAAAAUGUCAAUGGUCAUGUGAUUAUGCGAAGAUUGGAUUUUUUUUUCAAACAUUCAUAUUAUCUCUUCAUUAAGAAAUGUGUGUUAGCAGUUAAAUGAUGUGAUUGUUUGUGAUGUUAAUCUGAGGUUGUGCUUUGAAUAUUUUAUUCCAUUAUAAUCAUUAUUAUUUUCAUUUGUUAAGGCACAGUUGAUGCUAAAUAAAAAGAUAUUUACUUAAA